ACCGUCAAAAAUGACGCUCCCUACAGGAAAAUACCUCAUCCGCAAUAAAGGCUUCGAUUCUUUCGUCCAGCGGGCAGCCCACGAAGAUCAUAGUCUCCUUCCCAAGCCGAUUGUUUCUAUCGCUUCAAGCUGGACAGAGGGCGUAUCCCCUGGCGGUGCUCCUGCGUUCUCGAAAAAUCGCCAGGUGUUUGCGUCGUUGUUUGAGGAGGUAGAUGAGGGCGUUAGAUGGUGUCUUACGAAUGCUCCGGAUGUCAGUGGAAAGGAUGUCUACAUCAUUGACAACCCGGUGACGAAGGAAGGUUGGGUUUUACCUGAGAAUGAAGCAGGAACUCAGGUCGCUUGCGGCUUGCUAAUCGUUGGUCCGAGUGAACCGCCGUUCUUCCCGCCGAAUCAGCUCUGGAUUAUCACUCCUGUAGAUUAAAUAUGCGACAAUUUGAAU
Molecule: messenger RNA, 439 nt
Organism: Laccaria bicolor S238N-H82
Lineage: Eukaryota; Fungi; Basidiomycota; Agaricomycetes; Agaricales; Hydnangiaceae
Exons: 4
Coding region: 11-421 (136 amino acids)
Molecular function (GO): serine-type endopeptidase inhibitor activity
Source: RefSeq, a predicted model, not a curated record